Molecule: messenger RNA, 741 nt
Organism: Dufourea novaeangliae
Lineage: Eukaryota; Metazoa; Arthropoda; Insecta; Hymenoptera; Halictidae
Product: ankyrin repeat domain-containing protein 50-like
Exons: 5
Biological process (GO): protein localization to ciliary inversin compartment
Cellular component (GO): ciliary inversin compartment
Molecular function (GO): protein binding
Source: RefSeq, a predicted model, not a curated record
AUGUCGUGCGGUGAAACUUGUUACGAACGAAAUGACUCGAUCGAGGAGCAGUUUAUGUGGCUCCUUAGAUUUGCCAGCUUCAAGAAAAUCAAGGAGUUCUUCUCGAAGAAUCGAUCAUCGAUCGAUCUGCAUUACCCUACGCAGAAUCUACGGACGCCGUUGACAACGGUCAUAGAUCGCGAUGAUCCGCGAAUUUUGUCCGUUUUAUUGGAGAGAAAUUCCACGAGUUUGGAUGAAACGACCACGCAACCGUACGGGAGAACCGCUUUGAUGUACGCCUCUUACGUCUCGAGAGAGCCGAAGAUGUUGGAAGUGCUUUUGGAAAACGGCGCGGACAUUGGAAAAAGGGACACUAGAGGCUGGACCUGUCUCCAAUACGCCGUCGUGGGAGAACGUUUGAAAAACGUGAUCGUCCUAUUGGACUCGGGAACUUCCGUGAAUCAGCAAGAUUUUCAGGGACGAACACCGCUCAUGAUAUCCGUGUAUCUUUCAAAUUUGGACAUUUUACUGUUUCUGUUGGACCGUGGUGCCGAAAUCGAAGUACGGGACAAUGCAGGUCUCACUACUCUUCAAGUAGCGAUCUUGUCAAGGAAAAGGGACGCGAGUUGCAUUUUAAUCGAACGAGGAGCCGACACGAGCGUCGUCACACCAACCACCAAAGCCUCGAUCGGUCAGCUGUGCAGAACAAGCAUGCCAGGAGUUCUUCGAUCCAUCGAACCGCAGCCAAGGACGACCAAUACA